Menidia menidia (Atlantic silverside) is the source of this 2046-nucleotide messenger RNA. Lineage: Eukaryota; Metazoa; Chordata; Actinopteri; Atheriniformes; Atherinopsidae. The record is from the annotation of a GenBank genome assembly.
AUGGUUUCGAUGCCUUCAAAGUCUGCGCUGCUGUGGUUCCUGUUUGUUGUGACGGGUCACGUGACCGAAGCUGCGGGGAGACCGAAGUGGCGCACGACGUUACCUGAAGACGAGUCGCUCUCGAGCUUUAGGUCCACAACGGGGCCCGGACCGGAGCCCGGUGACCUCGCAGCCGCUUUUAAAGUCCUAACUCUGGACGGGGAGUUGUCCUACGAGCCCGGCGCCCUGAGGGGCUCCUCUCUGGUCGUCCACGCCUUCACCAACAAGUCCGGGUUUCUGGAGUGCCUGUGGAGCUCGGAGCCCUCCCUGUCCAGCCUGGUGGAGGGUUUGCCGGACAGCACCCGGGUCCUGUUCGUGUCCCUGGACGACUCGGCGCUCAGCGACGCCCUGAAAGAGGUUCUGACCCGGCUGCACUUCUCCCCGGUGCCGGCCUUUGCUCUGGGGAACUGGAUCCCCGGUGUGCUUCACUCCUGGGGCUGCAGGGGACACAACUGUGGCCUCUCCCAGGCCGUUUUCACCAGCUAUGGGUGGAAAAUGCCCGUCAUUGCCAAGAGGCUGGAUGCCAGGUACGAUUGGCUCAUGGCGCGCUGGAAGCCCGGGUCCUAUCGGCUGGUUGGGGCGGGAGACGGGUGUCUGCCCUCGGCUUCGGCGGCGGGGGGGGUCGCUUGGGUGUCGGAGGGCAACUGCUCCUUUUUCACCAAGGUGCUGAACAUGGCCAAAUCCAACGCCUCGGGUGUCCUUGUCUAUUCCCUUCCUGGUAACCCGAUCCGGGACAUGAACUGUGCUGGGGACGAGUGCUCCACCCCGCUCAGCAUCCCGGCUGCCAUGGUGCAUCCGGAGGUCUCGGUGUCUGAGGCGCUCCGUUUUGAAAAGCCUGACAUCAUGUCUCAACGUGUUUGGCAUCUCGUGGUGACUGGAGGCUCUGGUUUGUGCCGAAGGCUCGGACAGGUGGUGAACGUCUCCUUCCAGACGACCCCGUCCCCAAACUUCUUCAUCGGCAUUGACCAGCAGGGGGCGCUGGCUGAGAUGGGCUGGUUCCUCUACCCAUCCUUCAGCUUCAUCAACUGGCAGGCCCAGUGGUUUGAGUUCUCCGCCGACCUGCAGAUCAAACUCCAAACUCCUGCGCGGGUGGUUUCUGUGUUUGACAGAAUGCAGAUGCAGGGCGAGAAAGGAGCGGUGGCCACGGUCGAGCUGCCCUCAGACCUGCAGGACUUUGACACUCUGGAGCUGGACGCCGGGCUGUCCUGCCCCGGCCGGAGAGACCAGUCCUGCGCCCAGUGGGACCACAGCGUGCAGCUGCUGGUGUGCUGCGAUCCGCUCGGCCCCGCCUGCAACGCCGAGCUGGGCCGCUGGAUCACGGCUUUCCGCAGAGGUUCGGGCCGCUGGCUGACGGACGUGUCGCCUCUCAUUCCCCUGCUGGACAGCCACACGUGCACCUUCACCAUGAAGACGGCGCCCUGGGCCAUGCCGUGGAUGGUUUCCCUCAACCUGAGAUUCAGAGCCAGCAAUCAGACGGCGGGGGGACCUUCGACAAGGACUACAACCGGAGGUUCCAGCCCUUCCGAUUCGCCGUCCCGCCGUCCACCAAGAAGGUAUGGCACGCUCCGGCCCGCUCCCCCGGCGCCCGCGCGGCCGCCUGACGGCGCUGUGGGGCUCCAGGUGGAGCUGUACGCCGUCAUCACGGGACACGGCAGCGACGAGAACGGCUGCGGGGAGUUCUGCGUCACCUCCCACCACUUCCUGACCAACGGCGUCUUCAACAACACGCGCGUCUUCGAUUCCGCAGGAACAGCUCUGGGCUGCACCAUGCGCGUGAGGGGGGGGGCGGUACCCAACGAGCACGGCACGUGGCUGUACGGCCGAGGGGGGUGGUGCGACGGCCUGCAGGUGGACCCCUGGAGGACGGACAUCACCAGACAGCUGGACAUGAGCGGGCUCCAGUCCAACACGGUGGUCUACUUUGGCUUAUUCCAAGGGAAGGAUCCCAAUCCAUCCCAGCCGCCUGGAUACAUCACCAUGUCCUCUUUUCUUGUCUUCUACAAAUGA